Striga hermonthica is the source of this 786-nucleotide messenger RNA. Lineage: Eukaryota; Viridiplantae; Streptophyta; Magnoliopsida; Lamiales; Orobanchaceae. The record is from the annotation of a GenBank genome assembly.
AUGGAUACCAUCGACCAGGGGGACCUUUUGCGACGGGGAAGCCGCGACGUGAUUUCUAGGCGGAAUCUUCAAAAUGGGAUUCGGCCAGUAGGCCUGCCCGAGUCGCCCUGGCCACGGCCGCCGCACAGGAGCUCAGAAGUCGGAACCCGGCGAACUUCUUCCGCUCACUCAGUUAAUCAGCCUCAACUCGUCACUGUUACCCCUCAGCCGUUUCAGAUGAAGUACUUGAAGCCUAUGAAACUGUACCAUGAAGUGUUGAAAUCAAAUGAGCUCAAAAGAAGCCGUUUGCUUGGGUUGGAUGUUGGUGAUAAGUACGUGGGUCUAUCUGUUUCCGACGCUGAUAACAAAAUCGCAUCACCUUUAAGUGUCCUAUAUCGGAAAAAGAUGAAUAUCGACUUGAUAGCUAGUGACUUCCAAAGUUUGAUCUCGAAACUAUCCUUGUCAGGCUUAGUAAUCGGCUAUCCUUUUGACAGGCAGAGGAGCAGUCCAGAUGCGAUACAAGUGAAGCUUUUCAUUGAUGACCUAACAAAAACUGGGAAAUUUGGUGAUUUGAAGUAUACCUUUUGGGACGAGUGCUUCACAUCAAAGAAUGUCGAAUUUCUCUUGAAGCCUCUAUCAUUGCGUCCCGUGCAAUUUAAGACGAUUAUUGACAAAUUUGCUGCCGUUGGUAUCCUUCAGGGUUACCUGGAUUUUGUUAACCGGAGUCGAGAUCAAGAAGCAGAGAUUUUCCAAAACGAAAAGUAUUCAGAGCCUCUCAAUGAGGAAUGGCAUAAUCCAGAAAAUUAG